AACACUGCUUGUUGACCAAACGGACCUCUCAUUCUUUUUCAAAAAUUUUAACUCUUUAAACUACAGUAAUAUUUAGUUAGUGUAGACGACAUUUUAAAUUGAUCCCGUCGAAAUGAAGAACGUGCGAAUAUUGCUUGUUGGUGAUCGUAAGUAAAAGGAAGAUUGUUGCGGUUUUGUUUUACUGGUGAUCAUCGUUAACCUUGAGGCAGCGAAGCAUGUUAAUUUGUUUCAAUGCUUUUAUGUGCAGCCCAAGUUGGAAAAACAUCGCUUAUUUUGUCGCUUGUUAGUGAGGAAUUUCCUGAAGAGGUGAGAUUUAUGAACAGGCCAGGAUCAGUGAUGUUAAGUCUUGUUAGUAAUUUUGUUUGUGUAAGCUCAAGUGUCCUUUUAAGUUUGAUCAUUCAGUUCAAUCUGUCGGUCAACUUAAAGCCUUUCAUUUUUUUUUAAGAGCACUCGGAAAGAAUUAUUCACCCAGGUGGCUAUAAUAUAUUUUAGUCAUACAUUAAUUUUAUAUUAUUGUAGUAGCUGUGCUGCAGGCCCCAGUUGUUUGAAAGGCGGAUUACACCAUCCACUGGAUAAAUCUCUCUACUGUAGGUAAUCCUUUUGGUUUUCCUAAUAUUCAUCCACAGGAUAGUGAUUUAUCCAGUGGAAAAUAGUGCCACCUAACGUUUGAACAACUGGCGCCAGAUUACUACACUACAAUCCGGCCACCUUGCAAACAUGCAUCAAUAUGAUCAUUGAAAAAUGUUGCCUAACACAGUGGACGGGGUGGCAGACUGAGGCAUUCUGACUCAGAUCUCCCAUCACUGUGCUUAGUAGCCUACUGUUUGAGUGUGAGGCUGGGGUUGUCCUUUUUUUUGAUACUUGUAAGUGUUCUCUUGCCUUUCUCUCCUGCUCCCUCACUGACUGCGUGGACUUCCGACAAUUUAGGACGUUUAGCUCAGUUGGAUAGGCACUUGUUUUGUGGGAGGUUACAGAUUUAAACUCCAGCGGGACCAAGCCUUUUAAAAUAAUUGAGGGAAGUGUGCUGUGUUUGUUCUGAUAUCAACAAAUGGGUUAGACUGCGAGAAGUAUCUUAUUUUUCUUUUGACACAGUAGUUAGGGGGCAUGCCCAAGGGUAGAGCAGCAAAUCUGCGAGGGACAAGGGCACAAGCCCAAGUAGAGAAAGAUAAGAAAAGAGUCCUUUUUUCCUCUUUCUGCCCCCAUUUUUCCUUUGAUUUGAAUAAAAUAAUGAGUCCAUUAUUAUUAAUAUUGACCGAGCUUGGCUGGUCAAGAUGGCUGGAUAUUGGCCCCAUCCUUUCUUGCUGUUUUUAUGGACCUAUCGGUAGACUUCAUCUCAGUCAAUAACAAUGCAGCAAAGUACUUGGCCAUAAUGUUGAUUCAUUUUGACUUAAAGCCUGGUUAAAAAUGCAUUAAUCUAAGUUGCUGAGUGAGCUCGUUGACCCUAUAAUGUUAAUUUAUUACUUAUUCUUAGGUUCCUUAUAAAGCAGAAGAAAUAACAAUUCCAGCAGAUGUGACUCCAGAAAAGGUCCCCACACAUAUUGUGGAUUAUUCUGGUUAGUAUGUUGCUGAGAAACAUUACAAAUAUUAUGAAAUCUGAUAAAAAAAUGUAAAAAAAAUAUGUUAUCCACUGUCCCUUUAUCACAAAAGAGUUGAUUUUAAUUCUUAAAUAUAAAACAUUCCAGCAGAAUCGUGAUUUUUCAAAACCCAUUGUUUUGGUUAACCUUCUGUCUCAUCAAACCAAAACUGCAAGUGAAUUUUUCCAUCCUCAAUGUGCUGAGAUACAGUUUAAUAGUAUCAACAAAGGUCCCUGAAUUCCUCUUAUGGUCAGGUUUUUUAACUUAAGUAUAGUUGCCAGGAAUUAGAAAUGAAAGUUGCAGUAUUUUUGCACUUGCUUAAAUGCUGCGAAUUCAACCUUCCCUUCCUUGCUCCACUUCCACUGUUUUAUCAGAGUCAGCUGUCUGCUUUUUACCUGGCUGUGCCAUCCAGGGGCUCAUGCAUGGCUGAGAACGUUCUAGUAUUUUCCAGAUGUGGCCAAAAGUGGAAGCUUAUGCCUGGAUGUCUUAGAAAUCCGUUAUAAGGGUGUAGAAGCUACUAGUUAACCCUCUCUACCUGAAGCGGGGCCAACUGUCUCGUGUUUGUAUGUACUGUACAGAACCUGGUUUGUAUUCACUUGUCCAAGUGAAAUCCACUUGCACUUGGGCUGUACAUUCCCUAAUCCAAGCAGAGGAAGGUCAGUGCUGACCUCAAACUCAGUUAAUAAGAGGUGUACAUUAGCAAAUUGCAUGACACAGUUACAUUCGUUUCAACUGAGAUAAAUAGCAUUGAUAGGGUUCAAGUUUGGCAAUUUCAUUUUCUCACAGUGCUAAACAUGAUUUCUUUAACCAGCGUUGGAGCAGUCUGAAGAUAUGCUUGUGGAGGAGAUCAUCAAAGUAAGCUUUUAUUGCAAAGUCAUUGUACUGAAACAAGUUUGAGAGAAGGCAAGAUAAAGCAGAUCCUGUGUUCCAGUUUUCUACGCAAGGAGGCAAGAUCAGCCUGUCUUGCCUGCUUGGGAUUUCAUGUGUUGGUCAUGCAAGAAAAAUCUCUCUUGUUCAUUUGAUUAUAGUAAAUCCUUAAAUUGACCAAUCCAUUUUAACAACAUGGGGGUAUAUUGGCCCCGGUCUUCUCCCUUUUUGUCUUUAAACAGAGUGAAACUUCCCCAAAUGAGUUUGAUCCUUGGGUAAUGUUCACUCAUCAAUGUUCGACUGUUGUUUUUAACAGUGGAGCUCCAGGCAUGUGUAAGGCGCACAUGAGUGGAGCCCCACAACCAAGAAAAUUGGGUUAUCUAUACAUCUGAGAAAUUUUGGUAGUCAUGUGACCAUCCAUCUGCUGGACUGUCUAUCCAUACCACAGGGAAACCAAUAAGAAAUCUCACACCUUUUAGCUAAUGUGGCAGCCUGCAACCUGAUAUUGCACCUAUUUUGCGGUCAAUUGAAACUGUCGAAACAGGGUAUCCGCUGUCCAGUAUCACAUGACUGUAUCGUGGGCUCAGGUGUCGACCCAUGGAGGUAACAUUUUUUUGAAGUUAUCCGCUGACAAGUUGCUAGUUUUUCAACUGAGCGCAGGCCCAACUCCAAGUGGAUUUCUUUACAAUGGUUACAAGUUUAUUGUUUUUUAGUCAAUAGAAAAAAUUUGUUGAUGGGAGCUUUGACUCAAGCCUUGGCUACAUCUAUGUAAUUGUUUAAUAGGGAAGCAUCACCACUUUUUUACUUUUUUUUUCUUCUUACCAUUAUGAACUGCAUUGGCUUCUAAGUAAAAUCAGUUCUUAGGUUUAACCAAAAUGUCCCUUGUCUCCUUCAAAUACUUAGGGAUCGACACAAAGGAGGCCAAAUACUGGUUAAACCCGAGAAUUGAUUUUACCUCCGUGAAACAUUUAUUUCAUUUCUACUUAUACUAAGUACAGUCAACUCUCUCAUGGCGACAACUUCUCGUAAGCGACCACCUCCUGUAUAAGCAACCAGUUUGUUGUGCACCAAGGGUGGUUGCUUAUGAGAGUGCUAACUGUACAUGUGAGCAUUGAAUAAGCCACCUUUAAUUAUGCAAAAAACAUGAUAUGACAUUGCUGCAUUGUAUGAUAACUAAUGAGCUAAAACGUUACUCUCCUCAGGCCAAUGUAGUGUGUGUUGUGUAUGAUGUAACAUCAGAAGAUUCUCUUGAAAGAGUAAGUGUUGUUUUUUUCAUUCAGUAUAAAGAGGAAAGAGCACCUACCAUAUUGUUUUAGUCAAUGAAGUGCCCAGCCUUGAAUUAGGACCCACCUCCAAUAAGCAGCCAUCCUGUAGGGAGGAAAGUUUCCUAGGUGCACAGCCUUGACUAGGAGCCUACCCCCACCUACCACCCUUCCCUUAAAAAAAAACGGAAGUGGACAAGAAGAGUCCUUAUUUUUUUCUUUACUACUUACUAUAAGAUAGAAAUUGACUUAGUACUGUUAAGAGACUUCCCUUAAGACUGAGUUCCUUGUUUUAAAUAAACUUUCAAUGAACAGUUAAAAUUCUGCUCUAGCACAUCUUCACGUUUUGUUAUUAUUUACUGUUUUGUUGGAAAAUUAACUUCUUGUUGAAAAUGAUGAAAUUAAAUAAGCAUCCACCUCAAAUAAGUGCCCACUCUCAAGGCCCAAAAAUUAUUAAUUUUUAAUAAGCACCCUGCAGGGCACCUAAUCAAAUAAAUACGGUAAUCAUGUUCAAACAAUCAUGAAAAUUAAUUUGAAUCUGUCACUUGAGACCAUAUCUUUGGCAUCAUGUGACACUGUAGUUGAAGCACUUUGUUUGACCUUGAAAAGUUACAGAAUAUCUCUUUACAGUUGGUUUGGUUCAAUUUUAUCCUGGGUUGACUUAAAGUUUUCUUCAUUUUUUGGUGUGAUACUUGAUGACAAAAAUGAAGAACAACAUGUGGACAAUUGAAAUUUAUUACACUGCAUUAUGUUUGUCCAGGCUGGCAUAAUUAUUCAGGAUUAGACGUAGACCCAUGGAAUUACUGAAUAAAGCAAAGUUACAGAACAAGUAAAUCUUCAAAAAUUAUAAAACAACAGCAGUGGAGUCAAUCCUUCAGAGCAUUACAAGUAGUUUUUUGCAAGGAUGUGCAGAAUUUGGCCUCAAGUGGCUCUUGAUUUUAUUUUUUAGCUAUUGACUUUAUUUUCUCUUUGAUACACAAACAUAAUUUAUACUCAUGGAAACUGGAACAAGUAUGUAAGGGCACUUACCAAAACUCGGAAAUAACUGGCUGGACUGGUCUUUUUGAAAAUACAAUAUUAGUCGUUUCAGUCUCGAAAUUUUCCCUGCAACUCACCACUGCUGAGCAUACCAUAAAUAGACUGAUCUGGCUUCAGUUGAUAGUCAGAUUAAUAAAGGAAUUCUUUUUACAACUUGACGGGCUGGCCAGUUCUAGCUAGCAAAAUUAAUGGAAAGUGCCGUCAUUCUUUUAUUUUUCAGCUAAAGUUUUCUGUGCAGAAAUUUUCUCAGCUUUUAUUUCUGGAAGUGAUUCAAAUGUGAUCUGGGCUCAGUUGUUCAAAGAAUAAAAAGUGCUAUCCAUCGGAUAAGAGCAACUAUCCAGCGGAUAAGUAUAAGGGAAACCAAUAAAUUAUAAAUUUCUCUAUCCACCAGAUUGAGAUUUAUCCAGUGGAUAGCAUUAUACACCUUUCAAACAGCUGGUCCCUGAACUAUGAUAACUUACUAUCUAGACUAAAAUGAUCCAUGGUUGUGUCUUAAACAGAUAACAUCAUAUUGGUUACCACUCAUAAGACAAGCUUGUGAAGAAGACAGCACAGCCAAACCUGUCAUUAUUGUUGGCAACAAAGUAUGUGUGAUUUUCUUUAGUUUGCUUUUGGUACAAAAAGAGGUUAAGUACCAUUUCUUUCUCAUGAGAGAUUAUCAUCAUUGCUCAAGUCGUUGUGUUGUUGAUUUUGUACUUUGCUAGUGAAGCGGGAGUAGCAUGUCCUCUCCUGAGUGUGGAAUGAUCAAUAGUUUUUAUGAGAAGAGGAUGUGCUGUUUUUUUAGAGUGUAUGUUUUCCUAAACUAAGGUAAAAUUCUCACAGCCAGGACAAUAGUAGGUGACUAUAAAGUACAAAUGAGUGUAGCUCUGCAAGGCAUGUGAGUGUUUCAUCUACAUUUGAUGAUGUGAUUGGUUAGACUAAUGCUAUAAAUCAAAGCUUAAAUGUUUUAACUGUAAUUUUUUUAAUUUGCAUUUUAGUCAGACCUCUUUGAUGGAAGCACAAUGGAUGUAAGUUAUUACACUCUGUCUUUGGUGUUGUUAAUUUCAUCAUUCACAUGACCCCCAUUACAACCAGUUCUGGCGGCAUAACUGGGCCUUAUCUCCAAUGAGGACAUCAUUUCACUUACAUUGUACAUUCAAACUGUUUUGUUUGUUUGUUUGUUUGAGAGGCACUUUUUUACAGACAUCAAUGUCCAUAUUUUGUAGAUUGAAUAAGGAAAUAUAGAAAAGAUUCUUGGAGAUAUUAGCAUUUUAUUGCCACAGUGAUUUUGUUACCUGUGCGUCCUGCGUCCUUGAUGCAUAAAAAUCCCGAAGAUGCAAAGACCAUAAGAUUGAUUUGAAGAUUUUUUGGUAGAAUAUCAUGUUCGUGUGAUUUCUGUUGCUGUUGUGUAAAGAUUUGGUCUUUUUUAUGCUUUAAAUAUAUAGAAGGACCUAUAUUUUAAUUUCAGUAAACUGUAAUUAAGAGUUUUGGCACCUGUCUCCAGAUUAAUUAUCUGGUUACAUUAAGGCCCAAGCAUUUUCAAUUUAGGCCUCCUUGUUUUUUUUGAACUGGUACUCAUUGGUUAUGGGACUCAUGAUUUUUCUCAAGAUGAGUCCCAAGACUCUCCUUAACUACCGUAAACUGCCGCUUAUAAGCCCAGGGCUUAUACAAGUUCGUAAGGGGUUUUGGGGGGGCUUAUAUCCGGAUGGGCUUAUAAGCAGACGAAAAAAAAUGUUUCGAAAUGAGCAACAGCACUGUUGAUCGACGUAUGAUUUAAAUUUAUUACUCUUACAAUUGAAGCCUUAAAAAGGCAGCAAUGAAUUGAAUUCAGUUAAAUUUCAAAACAAAUCAAAACUGUAACAACACGAACGUAACUGGAACCCAACAAAACGGAAGUUCGGAGCUCAUCCCUGCCUUCAUUGUUAUUGUUCUGUAAUCUUUUCGGACAGUUAUUUGUUGAAGUAAUAGUGUUCUCUGAGAGUGCUUAAUAUUAAUAAAACAAGAAAAACUGGAGGGGGGCUUAUAUCCGGAUGGGCUUAUAAUCAGAUGUAUUUUUUUGUUUGCAUGUAGGUGGGCCUAUAACCAGGGGGGCUUAUAAGCGGAUGGGAUUAUAAGCGGCAGUUUACGGUAUUUGUAACAAAAUAUUUGAGUAUAAAUAAAGAUUAUUGAUUGAUUGAUAUAGAUUCACCAAUACUACUUGAUGUUGUGGCAACAUCAGUAUGUUAGUUUGGUGCCUUCACCAGUUUUAUUUCAAGUGGAGUAAAGCUUAUUAGCAGGUUUUUUUUCAUGGCUGUAGGAUUUCUUAAGAUAAAAAGACAUUCAUAAUAAAUGUGUUAAGUGUACUGCAGUGAUUUGUGCUUACAGAGUUGUUUGGAAUACUAGUGGUGUUUAGAGUCGCUGUUAAAGUAGUUUCUGGGUAAAGACAUCUUGUGACUUCUGAUAAAAUGGUUGACUCUCCAUAGAAAAUUGCAUUGUGUCCCUUGUAAUAUAAGGGGAACUGUAGAAGACUAGAGUCACUUGGUUUUUUUGUUGACUUAUACGUGUGUUCCAUCCUGGUAGACUGUUUUGCCCAUAAUGAAUGACUACACUGAAGUGGAAACUUGUGUUGAGGUGAACAUUUAUUCUUGUUUUUGCCCUUUUUUUACAUUUAACUGUCUUAAUUAUUAUUUUGUCAAUUAUGUUUUAAAUGUUCUGCAAGAUUUCUAUUAAUGGUUUUGCCUCCACAGUGCUCUGCAAAGGAACUUAAAAAUAUAUCUGAGAUGUUUUACUAUGCACAAAAAGCAGUACUGCAUCCAACAGCUCCUCUUUUCUCUGCUGAAACAAAAGAGGUUUGUGAAAUAAGAAUUAAAUCACACAUGAUUGUGAAUGAUUAGGAUAAGAAUUAUAAAAAAAUUGUGAAUGGGAACUUUUAUUGUCCCCUGGUAGAGAUUUGAGCCCAGUAUUGAUGUAUUUAGAGCCUAAUACUUAAGCCAUCUUUACAGACGCCUUUAUAAACUUGUCACUUAGCUUUUCCUCAUUCAAGUCGACUUUUGUUAUGUUCAAUAAUAGUGACAGGAUGCGUACAUGUUUGUACUGGGGUGCUUGUACCAUUUACACACAAAUAUUAUUAUUGCAACCUUGAUCAGCGCCCAAAAGAACACCAUCCCUUAACAUUUCCUUUGGUAGAACUUCAGCUGUAUUAGCUUUAUUGAGCAGCUUGCAUUAGAUUGAUUUCUUCUUAUUAUUUUUAUAUUUUAGUUAAAGCCAUUAUGCCAGGCUGCACUGUCAAGAAUAUUUAAGGUAUCAUUGCUAAUGGGAAUUCAUAUGAAAUAGAACCUGCAGUGAGAUUUCUGUCAAUUUUGAUCAAUACAAUAGAUAUUAAUCAAAUCAGAUUUACCGAUUUUUAUUGAUUUAUUAAUUCAACUAAGCCCCUCCGCCUCCACAAAAGAAAAAAACUAUUACCCCUCUCCCUGACAAUGUUGUUCUUCGUUGAUGUCAGUGAAAUGUAAUAAUAUUGGAUUGUGUAUUUGAGAAUUAACAUUUGAUGCAAAGGACAUUAUCAAACAAGGUCUUAAGCUCAAAUAAGGCUUCACUUUAGAAAGCGGCAUGUACACUGUACUCUACGACAUUGAAACCAGGGGGAAGGGGAUACUACGGCAAGAUAUUGAUUAGCUAAGUGCAAAGAAAGGGAUGUGUACAUACUGCAGCUUGAUAACAAUGACCUGGACAUCUGGGAAUGACCAUCUAUUGUAUGGCAACAGAAGAAACUGCCAGGAAGGUUGAUGAUUUUUACAUACGUGAUUUGAGCUCAGCAAAGUGGAAAUCAUUGGGAAAAUUUUUAACACUAUGUUUUCUUAACCCCCAAAAACCAAAGACCAAAAUUUGGUUACUUAUGUGCACAUUGGAAAAUUAGCAAUUUAAAUUUAUGUAAUUUUUGCUGAGGCCUUCAUUUAUCUGUGUCAAAUCUAUAUUUGAUUGACUGUCACCAAUCAUUUUACCAAGAGUAUUAAAGUGGUCUGAUGCUUUUCCCAGAUAUCAGAUUCUGAUAAUGAUGGUUUAUUGAACGACAAAGAACUGAAUGACUUCCAGGUGAGAUGGUACAGACUACUACUACUUGUCAUAAAUAUUGUUAUUAUAUUGUUUUUAUUUCUUGAAUAGUGUUAAUUCCCUUUGUCUCCACCGCUUUGGACUUGCCUGUAUUUAUCACAAGUUGCCCUUGGCAUUAUACCUAACUGUAACAAGGAGGUUUGGCGGUAACUAAAUUGAGCAGCUGCUCUCUGAAACUCUGGGUUAGUUAACUAAAGGCCCCUACCAAAGUCAGAACUAGCCAGUUGGACAGGCCUCUUUGAAAACUAAAAGCGGUUUUUCGUCUUUUCUUUCUCACUAAACACCCAUCCCUGCUGGCAUACUGUUAAAGGAACAGACUGAUCUUGCUGGCUAGUUCUGAUAUAUUUACAGUGCCUUAAAUUUAAUUUUGCUAUCUGGUGAAAGAAAUUUUUUAUUUCCAUUUUACCAAAAGUGCCAACUCGCUCCACCUCUUUGCUUCACAUUAGUGAAAUAAAUGCGGGUUGUGAUUUACUUUCAGAAUCGAUGCUUUAAUACUCCACUUGAAGGGCAAGGAUUGCAGGAUGUUAAGAAUGUGGUCAGAAAGAAUGUGGAUGAUGGCCUAAGCAAUGGUGCUCUCACACUUAAAGGUUACUUGGUCUCAGUAUACAGUCUGUGGAACCUUGAUAUAAUGAAGGGCCAAGGGACUGGAAAAACUGAGUCAUCCCCAGUCGUCUCUCAGUCUCCUAUUAAUAGUAAUAAUGAGAGAAGCGCGGUCAAGGGAAGUGCUAGGGAUGAUGGGAAGGAGGAAAGAGAGAAGACGACUGGUAGAUCCUGUUUCCAAAAUGGCUGAAAAAAGUAAUGGUGGAUUCAUUGGCAAUGAAAAUGAAAAUCUUACUGAUAGACUGUUACAUCAAGCCUACAUAGGCCAUAAGCUGCCUUGUCUGCAUAUAUCUUGUAGGAGUGCUGCUGGUAGAAUCAAGGUCUGCCAUUCAUCUCUUCUUUCUCCCUUCUACCUUGCCUUGAUCCCCCUUUGCACCAGAAGCGGUAAGGUCUCUUACAACCUUUCCAAGGCUGCUUACAAAUUAUACAAGAUAACAGAUUGGGGAUGAGGUGGCUGGUCCAAAGAAUAUAAAUUUUAAUUAGCAGUUAUUGAAAGAGGCUGAGUAGGAUGUGAAGAAUUACGCAGAUCGAGGAGGAUGUCAUUCGGGUCAGCCUUGGUGGAUAACAUCCUCCAAGAUCUGCAUAAUUUUUCACAUCAUACAAAAGCCAAAUUCAAUAACUGUUUUGUCAUUCAUUCAAAAUAAUUAUUUUAAAGUUCUUAACAAGCUUACCUCCUUGUAGACUUUCUUCUAAACUUUGGCCUAUUUUUUGGCACAGUUUCAGAAAAAAAACACAGUUUAAUAAUUAACCUGUGUUUCUAUUUCCAGUGCUGCCUCGUUUCCUAUCAAAUGUAACAUUGAUCAACCUCGUUUGCUAUAAAAUAAAAAACAAAUCGAUUGUAUAUUGCUCAUGUCUUCCAAAUUUGGUCAGUACUAGUUGGUUAUGAAGAAUUAGCUGGGGAAUUGGAGCUAAUCAGAAACGGUGAAAUAUUUUGAACGAAUAAUAAUGUUCAUUAUUCAGGGAACUUUGUUAAAUAGAGGUUUCUUAUAUUAUUGAGGUUCCACUGUACUGUGCUUUUAAAUGUGUUUUUGGUUGAAGCAGUGUUUCUUGUGUUUGCUCACAGUGUGGGUAUUAGUCUGUUGUUUUUGGUUUUUGCAUUUUAAGACCGUGCUAACAACAUGGUACUGGAAACGAUCGUUACUGUGAAAUCCUAGGGCUUGGUUGUGAUACAGCUGUUUCAAAAUUGGUUUGUUUGUUUGUAUAUUUUACUAAAUUCAUUUUUUUCCUCUCAUGUUUUUUUAUUUCUUAUAUCAGGUUUCCUUUUCCUCCACACUCUAUUUAUCCAUAAAGGGCGUCAUGAGACAACAUGGACCGUACUGAGGAAGUUUGGAUAUGGAGAUGAACUAAAGCUCCGGCCAGAAUAUCUGUGUCCAGCGUAGGUUGACUGCUUUUUACUUUAUUAUAUUUUUAACAACAGUAAAUAUUAAACUCAUCACCAAUAGACGAGCUGGGGUCCUUUUGCCUACAAGGUUGGCAGAAAGAUGGAGGUAUUCGUGGCAGGCCUGUAAGCAGCCUGCACAAGGCACCAUCGAACUGAAGAGUUCAGUGGAAUACUUACCAACCAAUACUUGCCUAGCCCUGGAAUAAAGAGGGAGGGUUGGUUGGGAAAAACAAAGCAAGAAAAUGUCAAGCAAGCAACAAGGCUAUAGUGGAGACACUUAGUGAAGAACUGCAAACAAGCAACUGCUUGUAGAAGAUCACAAGGUGCCCCUGCUAAAGGUAUCAGGCUGCCCCAAAAACUGCUGAGCAGCAAGUUGUUUUAAGGUUUACAUUGUACUUUGCCUAAACUACAUUUAGCCACGAGAAUGAUAUGUGUGGAGAGAAGAACUCGGAAAAUCCUGUGUUCCACAGAGGAAUUGAACCCAUGACCUUCCAGAUACUAGUCACAUGCCCUAACUACUGAGCUAGUGAGAACUCUAUUGAUGAGAUCUUUUGUGGGCUGCUAUAACAACUGCAAAUUGUGCUGUGACAUUUUGUAUAGCAAUUUUUCUUGUAUUGCUCAGAGAGAACUGAAGUGUGACUGGGGGAUGCCAUUGAAUUUGUGUUUUUAUUUUACAAGAUGCCACUAUGAAUAAUAUCUUUCAUUGUUAGUACUAGCUUUAGUUUGGUGUUUUGCACUUUCCAAAUCUCAAUUUCAUGGAAAUUUCAUUUGCUUGUAAAGAGACAAGGAGAUGGUUGUGCGACCAGGUUGUACUAAGCACUCCUGAUACAUGGUAUUUUGGUUAAUUUCAAAGGAUUGAUAUUGGCACAGAUCAGACAGUGGAAUUAUCAGAUGCAGGAUAUCAGUUUCUUAUUGACCUCUUUCACAGGCAUGAUAAGGUUUGUUAUCAGUUAAACAAUGUGAUUGUUAUUUAAAAAAUUAAUUUGCUGAGAGUUUAGUAUCCUUUGGUACUUAAGUCUGAAAGAUAAAAAUAAUAUUGAAAUUAUGUAUUGAUUGAAUAGGAAUUGUAUGAGUCAUUGAAAGCCUGGAAAGUCAUGAAAUUUAAUUGUGGGUCAGAGAAAGACAUGAAAAUGGAAUUUUGAAAGUAUUUUUGCUGGAUUAAGUACUAAAGAUGUCAAAGCAUGGACAAAAUAAGAUCGACACAAGUGAAGUGACGUUUGUUGAUCUGGGUUAGGUAAAAAAAUCACCAAAAACAAGAAUAGUAUUUGAAAUUUGGAAAAAUUUCAUGGAAAAAGGCAUGGAGAUUCAUGGGAUUUGAAGAACUCAAAAUUCAAUUAGUAAUUUGGUAUUUUGUUCGUUUGUUGCCAUAGUUAUGUAUUAAUAAUUUUAUCAUUCAUCAUUGCCUUUUCGAUGAAUAAGUAUACAGCAAAUGUAUUAUUUAAGCUGAAUUUCAGUUGCCACUGUGAAAACAUUUUCUUUCUUUUACUGAUGAAAACAAAAGAAAAGCAUAAGCAACAGUGGAAACUUCUGAUUCCUCUACUGCAGUUUCUAAAUGAAGAAGAAUUUUACCUCUGCUAUGAUGAUUCAUCAUCCCAAUUUAAUAAGUUCCAGCCUAUAUACAACAAAACCCCAGAAUCAAAAGUGAAGUUAUUUUUCCCAGUUUAUAGUUAUGUGUAACCUGCGUAGCAAGCGUUUAUGUGCGGUUUCGGAUCAAAGAACGGGGAGUUAAAGACCGCGCAAAAAAUGGGGUGAGUAAAAGAACACUCCUCGUCAUUCCUAGUCUUUCUUUGCUCCAAAACCACAUAGAAACACUUGCUACACAGGAUAAGUUUUGUGUAUAAUAACAGGACACACAUACCAUGCACCUCAUCACAAUAAUGGUUUUUCCAGUUCCCGGCCACUUUGUUAUAUCUGGUUUGUAUAGGUAAUAGCAUGAUUUGUAGUGAUAUUUGACAUAAAUACCACGAGUGAUAUUUCGAAAUUGUUAUACGAAAUUUCACGAGCCCUUAGGCCAGUGAAAUUUGAAACAAUUUUGAAAUAUCAUCACGAGUGGUAUUAUUGUUUAUACCACUACCCGCAAAAGGUUUGUAAUUUUCACAUGUAGGUAUUUCAAAUUAAGCUGAAAUACCACUGCUCUAAGCCAAUCAAAUUGCAGAAAUUUGUCAUGUAGUGGUAUAAUCACUGUAAUCUAUCUCCUCCAUCUUAUAGGAUGAGGAUGAAGCACUGAAGCCAGAAGAACUUCAGGUAAGCAGUCAACUACAAAAAACAGCUCAUUAUUACAAAAUUUGUAAUAAUGAGCUGUUUUUUUGUAAUUUAAUAUUAGCAUUGUUUUUAUUGUAAUACUUAUUGGGGAGCAAGGGAAGUGCAGUGUAGAGAGCACCGGCCUCCCACCAAUUGGACCCGAGUUCACAUCCCGGCAUCUGCGCCACAUCUGGGUUGAGUUUGUUGUUGGUUCUCUCCUUUGCUCCUAGAGGUUUUUCUCCAGGUACUCUGGUUUUCCCCUCUCCGCAAAAACCAACAUUUUCGUAUUCCAAUUCGACCAGAAAUCAAGUAGAUGAAGAACCUUUAAGUGGAUAUGCUACCUACAGCAUGCAAAGAAGGUGGUGUCCGAUAGCCCGGGGCUAGUGGAUUUUGCUAUCGGGCUAGUGAAUUCUGUUUUUAACUUGCCCGAUGGGCAAGUGAUAUUUUUUUAGAAAUUUGAAUAACAGAAGAACUGUAAUCAAUCCUGCUCAUCAAAUUUUUUUCGGGCUAAUUGAAAUGACUUUUGGGCUAGUACAUGCUAGCUACAGCUUGCCCGAAUGGCAACUGUAAAACUGACUUUCUUUGCACCCUGUUUAAAUUGUUAUUUAAUUUUUUUAUUUAUAUUUGUGAUUUAAAGGAGUUGUUCAGUAUUUUUCCCACGAUGCCCUGGGGUGAAGAUGUUGUCAACUCUGUUGAAACUAAUGCCAAUGGUUGGAUCACUCUCCAGGGAUUUUUAGCUCAAUGGACGUAAGUAACCACUCAAGUAAGUGCGCAUGCAUAUAAAAGCAACAGGAAAAUCAAGACUAUUUCAAAUUCUUCACUUGACUUAGAAACUCUAGGAAGAAUGGUUACGAGCUUUGGGCUAUUUCACACUUGUCUUGUACAGCAUUCAUCGUAUAGUCAUGCCAGAUCAAGGGAACCCUUGACAGGUGGUAGUUAGGAAAUCAUUAUUUGAAAAGUUAAUUAUUUGUCGAUGUCAAUAUUACAUUCAUUUCUUUUUUCUUUCUUACAGUGUACGUAAUGAGUAGUGAACGAACACAAGCAAGCUCGGUAGAAUUUCUGCCAGCUUAGCUUUUUUCCAAACUCGAGAUGAAUGUUUUCAUAGGAAUUUUCUCAGUGAAUUACAAUUGAACCUCUAUUAAGCGGCAACCAUCGGUGCACUCUCAAGUGGCCGCCUAAUAGAGGUGGGUCGCUCAAAACAGUUCGUCAUAAAUCAGCAUAAUCUUUAGCAGAAACAACACUUCAUUUUGAAACAAACGACGGAAGUAGCAUUACUGGUCCACAAUCGGUCGUCACCUUCUAUCUCAGACUGUAUUUUCCUUCAUCAUAUUCUAAAAAAGAACCCAAACUAUGUGUAUCAAACGCUUGAUGGACGCUUAAUAGAGGUGACAACAAUGGGAGAACUCUCGUUGGCAUGGCCAAAAGAUGGCCUCGGCCUCUUAAUAGAGGUUUAAUUUCCCAUACUAUAGGGUGUGUGUCGCCGCUUAAUGGAGGUUCGACUGUAUUUUUUCAAUAUGACCGAAUGCAGGGAAGUUGAAGUCUACCAUUCACUACUUAUUAUGAAUGCAAGAGAGCAGGCAGGUCUUCGAAUCUUAAGGUCCUUAUUCAAAUCAAUCAAUAAUCAAUAAUUUAUUUAACAACGUUAUCGUCUAAGAGCACAAGCGCUCGCUCCAAAUACGAACGUGCAGCAUAGGACAGGAUAGGAUAGGACAGGAUAGAACGAAGGACUUUUUCGAAAGUCUAAACGUCUGAAGACGAAAGUGAAGAAGACUAAUGUCGCGAAAGAUUUAUACUCUUUAUAAUUAAAUGUUUAACAAUGUUGAAAUGUAAUGGUGUUAUCUUGUAACAGGAGACGAUUGCGUCUGACGACGAAUGAACUUGUUUUUCAAUAUUUUUACUAGGCUAACAACGUUUUUAGACCACACGAGGAUGUUGGCGUAUCUGGCCUCUUUUGGUUACACUCAUCAGGAAAAUGAACCUUCUCUGCAAACUGCAAUAACAGGUAUUGGUGAUGAUAAAAAACAAACUAUUGAAACUUUUCAAGUUUGUCCCAAGUAGCUGUAAAAUGGUGUCAACGCCUUGUAAACCUUUGAGGACAAAAACAAUUACUUAUUGUAUAGCUCAAGUCUUAUUUUCAGGCAAAAUGAAUUCGUACUUUUUAUUGUCAAGGAAAACUAUUUAUACUUUUCCAUCUCCACGUAUUAUCAGGUUUAAAAACUCUUGGCUUCGCCUCGAGUUUUUAAACCUGAUAAUAUACGAUUGCGAGUUUUUUGAACAGCUUAAAAUCUCUGAUAUAGACCAUCUCAUUCUUGCACAAAUAUUUAGAAUUGUUGUUUUUUUUUUUUUUUUUUUUUUUUUUUUUUUGGGGGGGGGGGGUUUAACAUUACUGGACGUAAAGUUUAGAAGUGUUUUUUCUUUAUGAAUUGUCAAUGAGUUUUUGAAAGACUUGCUAUUGCACGCCUUUAAUUUGAUCCUAAAGACGACUUUCUGUAAAUGAUCAGAUAACUCCAGCGAGGUCAGUCACAGUAAAAUAGAACCUCAAGUAGCUUUACCCCUCGUCAACGCACACGCACACGGUAUUGGCUCUGACUUAGGGCUUAGUUUUGUCUACCUGUGCAUGGACGUUGCGAUUUCUAAAGUUUGGCCUUGCUGUGCUCAUUUGUAAACCCCCGUAAUAUGCAACAGAUAACCGACAAUUCGAUAGUACUUACAGUAAAUAACAAAGCGUUGUUUGCAGUCAACUAACAACAGUGAUGAUUGUUAAGCAUAUUGUUGUGAGCCGACUAACUUGUGUGAUUUCUCUUUUCUUUUCCUUUGCUUCUUUUCCAGUCUGUUCUCCUCUGCCUUUCACCUUGGUUUCAUCCGUGUCUCGUCUCAUUCAGAUGAGAAAAAAGCUUCGAUUCUUACCUUAUAAUAAUCCUCACUGGAACCAAGUAAACACUAAACUGGGUACUUUGCCCUUAUGCAUUCAUUUUACUCGCACUAAAGUAACUUAAAAAAAUUUAAGGACAUUCUUCAACACUAAGAAAAAACCUGUUAAACUAGUUCGAAGAAAUGAUAAGCCUUCGGCCCUCUAGAGAGAGACAACAAAAAGUGUAACAUAUAAGACUACUUUAAAAAAAGUGCUAUUGAUAAAAAUUCAAUUGUACUGAACAAAGGUUGAUUUCCACAGUGGACAAAGUGUUUCCUUUUUCUUUUAGUUCUUGUUUGUUCUUGUUUUUUUUUUUUAAUUUUCUUCAUGUCUGUUUUAUUGCUAUUGUUCGUUUACGUUAUUUUUCUGUUCUUUUUAACACAAUCUUUAUUUUACAUGCGUCCGUGAGCUCGAUUUCCGUCGUCUCCCGAGUCCGGACUCCAGCUUUGAUCCUGGCUCCCGAGCAACGGCUGGUUAUCGAGCCUAAUGCGUCUAUUCAUUCACUUUGUUAUCUCCUGUUUGCUUUUUUCAUUCAUUUUACACGUGUCUUUUUAUUCUUCAUCUUUACUUGCUGUUUCUCUCUUUGUUUGCCCCUUUUCUUUUUAUUCCAGUUAAUUUGUUUCAAACGUAUGGUCCUCAGUGGAAUCCUGGUUCUUCGAACCUCCUGAUGAUUUCGAGCCCAAGCCGAUUCCCUUCCCACACUAUUUUUAGGUGUUUUCCACUUGAUUUUGCGUACAUUUCUUUUCGUUGUGUUUUCAUGAAAUUCAUAACAAAUUGUCAGACUUUUCUUUCUCUUUUUUUAAAAAUGUUCUUUUUUAACAACAAUUGACGGAACACACUCUCCGCUAGAAAGUUUAUUAUCUUGGUAAACCACAUCUUAAUAAAUGUUAAGUCUGCAAAGGGAACCGUUAGAAUGCGAUCAAAGACAUCCAGGAAAUACUUUGCCUAGUCCCUGUACGACGUUUUCCCAGGCCUCUUCGGUGACGAGGCGAACGGGCGGGUAACGCCCUCACAUCUUCGCUUGGACCACGUGAACCGAAACGAAUUGGACGCGCGAAAUAAUGAAGCCUAGAGACUAGGCAAGGAAAUACUCUUUGUGAAUAAACAUGUUAAGAAAUACUGUAAUAACAAUGAAAAAAAAUCGUUCGACGUCAAGUGCCUGCUUUCUUUGCCUCCAGUUACGCGCAGUAAAGCUGUUGAUUUGCAGAAGAAACAGACGUCACGUUCAGUGCUUCAGUGUUAUGUUUUUGGAGCGCCUGGAGUUGGAAAGGUACUUACAAUCUCUUCUUAGUUCAAAUGUUUUAUCUGAACAAGCAUGACAUUAGCUAAAAAGGCUGCGCUGUCAAAUCAAAGCUAAAAAUUCUCUCAAAAUCACAUCAAUACGUAGAUCCCACAGAAGCACAAAAUACAAAAGAGUGCUUAUUUUUCAAAUUCUCACCAACAUUUAUAGCGCGGUCUGUCAAGCCAAUGAAUGGCGUCGAAGUUAACCGCUGAAUGCGAGGUGCCUUGCGUGAGCCAACCUAAAUCCUUUUGACAACACUUCCGAAAAACCCUGAAGAAAAGAAAUAAAUACUAUUCUCACUGCAUAACUGACUAGCUCAUAGCAGCAAUUUUGUUUAAUCUGUGUGCACUCCCUCGAAAUCACGCAUGCUUGUAGCGCUUGUAAUGCUUUGCGCCCCUCGGCUAAGAAUUUGGCCGUGCUGCCUAAAACGUGGUCAUUUUUAAUGAUCGGUACUCCGGGACCAUGGUCAGUUUUUGCGACCCGCACACCUCCCCUGGUGGCGGUUGACAACUUCAGUGUUUAUCCUCGUUGCAUGCCUAUUGCCUUAGCAGUCGCGGACUUUUCCUGUAACUUAAUAUUGCGCAGUGAGGUAAUGAGUAUGCAGUGAGGAUAUGCCUCUAGAGAAAAAACUGCCGGUAGAAAGUUAAAAGGAACCAGACGUAAGCUCUGGACUGAAAUAUUACUUUAGUAAAAGGCGGACGUACCUUUAAUUAAUCUAUCUACAGAUCAGUGUUUUUACUUUCAGAUUUUCUUUCGUUCUCUCUUCAUCUGGUUCUCUUGUUUAUAAAUUUAAUUUGCCAAAAAAAUGCCCUUUCUUCCCAACAGACUGCCUUUCUUCAAGCCUUCUUAGGACGAACUCUGGAGGUAAGUAGAAUAUAAUGGUGAUAGGCUUUUGUACAUUAUGCGUUUGUUCCCCCCACUAAACUGCCUAACCGUAAUAGUUCAUUUUUCUCACUAAAAUGCUCGGUCACCCCCAAAAUGUCAUUAAAAUGCUUGAAUGAUGCUCAUCAAUGAGAGGCCAUUUUGUUAAUUCUAAACAUUUUAAGAGAGGUAAAAUUGAUUUCUUUUUCUGAAUUUCAAGGUUAAGUCUCUAUUUUCUCGUAAAAAAUUUUUUAAUUCUUAUUUUCUCCAAGAAAAAAAUAAUUUUCCGGGAAAAUGCCACUAAAAUGCUUGAAUAUCAAUGCUUAAUGCUUUAUGAGCUGUUUAAAUGGAGGGAGAAAAAUCCUAGAAGGCGAAUCAUCCUAAAGCCAUCUGUUUUCUGUGUUCAGUUUACAUGAAAAGGGUUGCACUUUUCCCUAGCGCUAGGAUCUUCCUAGUACUAGGAUCUCCCUAGCUGACAGGUGGGAAGAUCCUAGUACUAGGAUGAUCCUAACACCGCGUAAACGUCUUUCGCUAGGGAGAUCCUAGUUUUAGGGACAAGCCAGACAAGAUGGCGGCGGGUCGUUUAGUGGGUAAUCACGGUAAUAAAGGCCGACCAUUUCGUUUGGAUUUACCAUGAGAUAAAAAUUGUGAUAAUUCUGCUGAGAGGUAGUUAUUAACGCCAGUAAAGAGAGCAGAAGGGUCUAAAUUGCAUUUUGUUUGUGUCGCCCGCCAUCUUUGUUAACCACAUGGACCCAGCGAAAAGUUGCUCCGCCUUCUAGGAUUUUCUUGGUGCUCGGAUCUUCCUUCCUCCAUGUAAAAAGCCCCUCAAAUGUUCAAAAAAUGCUAGCAUAAUGCACAGAAGCUCAAAUAGAGAAAUAGCACGUGUGGCUGUGGAAGACAGUCACGUUUUCGCGUUCACUGUGUCUUACUUUUUGCUUUACUUUCGUGGUUCCUGUUUAUACAGCCUGGUGAAUCAGACAAGAAUUUGUCAAGUUAUGCCAUUAAUCUGUUGGAAGUAAACAGACAAGAAAAAUACUUAGUGGUAUGUACAAAAGAAGAAUAUCUGGCUUUUUCAAACAUGUUAAUUGUUAUAUUAGAAUUGAUAGCCACGUUUUGGCGUUUUUUUUUUUCACCAUACAUUUUAAAAUACUCUGGGCUGACACAAACGAAGUACGUUAGAUGAUCCUAUAGACGCCCACCAUCAAAUACACGUCUCUAUUGACGCCCCUCCUAUCUACGAUGUUAAGUUUGUAUUAAACGCCCUCUCUCAUAAAGGCUCCCUGUCUAAUGGACGCUCCAAAGUGCUAAGAAAUCAUUCAAGUUGUUCUUUCUCCUGCUUCAUUAACAUGGGUUUGUGCACUGAAUCUUGUUCAAUGUCAAAUUCAUAGUAAAGGUGGGCUAGCAAUGACAAUUUAAAAGGCAGCCGGAGCGUUCAUACUUGGUGUUCGCGCACGUCGCCCUAGUACGGUACUCGCUGGGCACUAAUGUGAACACACCCUUGUGUCAAGUACCCACGCUAGAAUUCGGCCACGGUACCGGUGCCCCAGUACAAGGUCUACAAGGUCUCGACCUUGUACUCGGGCACAUAACUGGGCACUGGGUCUCUGUGUGCACACAAUUUUUGUUAGUGCCGGGCAGUCUACUGCUUUGUUCUCGCUGCUAUAAAGCUCAUGUUUCAAAAUGGCGUCUGACAGGGCGAAAUGGAGUAACUAUGCUCACAGUCAUAUAUCGGGCACUCAAAGUGUGAACACAACACCAUUUUGUGCCAGCACCCAGACACUGGUACCCAAUCACCAAGUGUGGAUAGCCCCUUAGUGAUCUUGACCGAGGAUACUCUUCUCUAAGAUUUGAAAGAGCGAUAUGGAUCCUUAGACGGCUACGACGUAUCAGUGGAUGGACUGGAUAUUCUGGUUUUAAUUAACUCUUUUAAUUAACUCUCUGUCACAGUCAGUGGUGCUGGAGUUUGUGCAUGUGUUUGUUUUGUUUUGCUUUUUUUAUAGCUAGAUCGCAAGCCUUGUCAGAGCCAAAGCGAUUAUAAGUUUACUGUCGUAUAGAGAUGUUUUCUUUUUUAUUAAUAGGGAGCUUUGGCAACGACGACGGCGACGGCACCGAGGACGUCAAAUAAGCAAUAGGUUUAGAUGGGCAAACAACUUUGCACGUACAUUACGCUUUUUUGUACAUUUCUUUGUCGUCCUUGAACGGCUACGACGGCGUGAAAAUGCCUAAUCUCAGAUUUCAUGGAGGACGUAAACAAGCGACGGCGAAUUUUUCUUUCUCUUUCUAAACUUAAGUGUGGCCCACAAGAAAUCAGCUCUAGGGAACUUUGGCUACAUUUGACAUUUUCAGGGAAUUGGAGUAAACGCGACAAAGUUUGAAAAAACACGGAAUCAUUUUAAAAGUGAUGUUUUCUCUGCCGUUGCCGCCGUCCAUGAUUAAGCUCCUAGCAACUUAUUUAUUCUUUACACCUUUUACUUGCUUCAAGUCUCUAAGGAACACGCGCAAACAUGAUUUUGCUCAUUUAUGUUGGUUUGUUUUAGCUACGUGAAAUCGAAUGGGAAAAAUCCGGCCUCCUGUUGCAUGACCGACGUUGUGAUGUGGCGUGUUUUAUGUAUGACUCUACGGAUGCUGCUUCAUUUAACCAAGUUGUACAACUUAGAGAGGUUUGUAUCACUAUCCAGACUGUGAUCCAGCCAUCCCGAUCUCGUCGGGACUCUACCGAUGUUGCUUGAAAAUCCCGAGUCCCGACCAAUACGCGAUCGGGAUAGGAAAAAGUCCGAUUUUGACAUAUGUUACGAUAUUUUCAAAGAGUCAUUAAGACAGAAGUACAGCCCAGUUUACAUCAUUCUGGGGAAAAUGUUUUAAGAGGUAUUUAAAAGCGACAACUUACUCUCAUAGCAUAGUCUCCGCUUGGCGAAAGGCGAGCUGUUAUUUCUGCGUUAUGUUUUUGUUCCUAGAAACUACCCAAGACUGUUCCUUGCCUUUUAAUAGCAGGAAAGAGCGAAGGAAUAAGAGCUCAACAGGUAGGGUAUCUUCCAAUACAUAUACACAGCAAUCCUGCCCCGUUUACUAGAAAAAGUUAAGAAUUGCUUUUGAUUGUUGAAUGUUUGUGUUUUUAGGAUUUUGAAAUGCAGCCAGACUUGUACUGUACGUUAAACAAGCUUCCACCACCUCAGGUAUGUGAGCGGGGUGUUUGAAUAAGGUCAUGUUCACACCGGCACGAAAUGCUAUCCAGUACGGUAUGAACACCUAUCCGAUAUGUUACACACCAUUUUAGAGAUCAGCGCGGCGCAGCUUCGCCCUGUCACAGAAAUUGCGCCGAAAUCACCGUUCUUAUGUGUGAAUAGAAGCCCUAACCAGUAUGGUUUUCCUGCCGGCGCAAAAGCUAUUCAGUGUUCCAACGAGUUUUACAUUGUUUUUUUUACCGGUUAUGCGUAAUUAACUGAACACUUUGUAAAUGAUUUAAGUUGUGAAAACAUUCUGUUGAAUUAUUCUUUUUAACCGUGGAGAAAAUAUGCCUGGUUACCGGGCUUGGUUCUUACCCAAAACGUUGGCGGGCAUUUUAAUUUACAACUAAAGCCAUUGGAGUAGAACUUUUUGGAUUGAGGAUCUAUGGAGAGACUUGUUCAUUACCUUGCGUGCCCUGUUACUCAUUAUGACUUAGACUAGAUGCCAUUCCUCACGGCUUUCCAUCUAAUACAUACAAACUGAUAUAAUCGUCGACAAGUAUUACAAGAACAAAACACAUCUGAUGUUAUUAUGUUUCAGCCAUUCUCGUCGCUUGGUAGACCUGUCGUUUACAAACCUAUCUACAGCAACCUGGCACAAAUGGCUGUCUAUCCGUAAGUACACAAAUCGUCUCUCUGAUCUAAAAUAAAUUCAUUACAACUUGAGUAUCUGUUUCGAGGUUUUUAAGAUAGUAGUGCUCGGAGGUGUGAAAGCUUUGUUGUUGCCUUCAUUACGAAAAGUGAUCAAACAAAGUUCCUACUUUCCUCUUGUAAAAGAAUAAAACUGCUUGCAAAGAGGUUUCGCUGAAUUGCCUCGCUGUAAUGUUUUGUCCAGCUUAUGUGGCGGAAAAUGACUACAAUGAGAGUAAACUUUUAGCGUGGCCGCAGUUCACAGUUAUAUUAUUUUCUUCCCUUGUAGACACCUUUGUGGUCCCGAUGCAGAUACUGCGACUUCAUAUUGGGUUAUUGCCGGAUUAGCGGCUGCACUUGUAGCAACGGCUGGUAUUGUGGUGUUUAGAUACUUACGAAAGGGGGGAUCGACCACGUGACACACCCGAUUCCUAUCUUAUAGCGAGUGAGAAGAGAAUGACUCUUGAUAACAAGAACUGAAACGGGUUACAUUUCCCGGACGCAAAAUGGGUGUAGUCUGGCAGAAAUGAGAGAAUUAAUACCAUAUAUUAGCCGUUUGAGUUCUUUUAAUUGGAGUACAUGUAGUACAGGGAGUUAUUACCGGUGAACAAUGUCUCAAUUACCAUAUCGUUCCAACGUCAAUUUAUUUUUUCCCCAGAAUUGUACAGUUAUUGCUUUUAAUUUAAACGUAAAGUUCAAGAUAAAGUAUCAUCAUUGUAUUAAAACUAUGCAUUAGCAUUGUUUUCAAUUUCUCUUGGGGCGAUUGUAAUCCUAAAAGAAAUUGAAAGCAAUGCUUAUGCAAAAUUUUGGAGGGACAACAAAGAGUAUUAUGGUAUUUUUGAAAAAGGCGUAGAACACUGCUACUAAGCGGACACAAUUUAAUUACUUUUUAAACCAAUCUAAUCGCACUGUAUCAAUCUCGCUGUCUUUCUAUACCAAUCAGAAGCAACCUUGCCGUUUUCUUUAGGCAAUCGUAAGCCUAUCUUAUGACUGUUGAACCUUUAAAUUUUCCCCUCCUCGUAUAUAAUUCUAUAACCUGUUCGCAGACCCUCCAUUUCCUCUUUAGAGAUCGUCGUUGCGCGUUUGAGAAGAAAAACUGCGGGGGCUUAUUGACCACUAGCGCAAGGGAAUGUUUUGCCAUUGCUCCGCGCUCGCUCUCACGUACACGCUUCUCUUGCGCGCUCGCUAAAUUCAUCGAAAAAAAAUAUAAAAAAAUGUGGACAGGCUAUCAAUACUGCUAUCACAGAAGAACCUCUCCGUAGGAACAGUUCUCUGAAAUGUUCUUAAAGAUGCCAAACAUCACCCAAUUUCUAUCUGUUAAAGUUGGACAACUGGCUCUGUAGCUUUUCUGUCCAUGUUAAGGAAGUUUGACUCUCCCUAGUGUAAUAUUCAUCGUGUGAUAAUUAUUUUCUGCUGACGUUUUGAGCUUAUAGCCAUAGGUAGCUCUGUAAUAUUCCCAGUUGCAAUUAGUUAGGUAAUAUAGCAAAAAAGGGUCGCAGGUAUCUGUAUUUAUUUGACAGUGACAGCUUCCUUGCCCCUUCACAAUACAGUGAAACUAAAUAAAGUGUAUUAAGUGCCCUAGUGCAAUCAGUAAAAAC
Porites lobata is the source of this 23534-nucleotide messenger RNA. NCBI's taxonomy places the organism in Eukaryota, Metazoa, Cnidaria, Anthozoa, Scleractinia, Poritidae. The record is from the annotation of a GenBank genome assembly.